AUGGCCGAGGCGGGAGGACUCUGCGGCCCGGAGCGCGGCAGCCGGCUCGGGGCCGCCGGCACUGGGGAAGCGCCGCCGCCGCCAAGAAUCUGCCGCCUGGCGCGCUCGGAAGGACGGGGGGGCGUGAGGGGCGGGGAAGGGGAGCUGGGGGCGGGCACUGGGGAGCCACCACCCGGCGGGCGCGGGAGUCGCAGGAGCAGCGGCCGCAGUGGCCGCAGGGUGCCCGGUCGCCGCCCCCUCCGCCUGCAGUUCCCGGGGCCUGAGCCUCCGCGAGCCGGGAUACGACCGAGUGGCGGGACUCGGAGCCGCCUCGGCAGGCGCGGCCCUUCGCUCCCUGCAGGGAUUCCCGUCCUCUCGGGUCCCGCUGCCCCGCCCCGACUGCGGACGGAGUGGAUGGGGUGCACCGCCUCAGACCCGCUUCCUGGGGUCGCGAACUUCCCGGGCCCCAAGGUCCCUGCCACCUCUUCCAAAUGCUGGAGGACUACGCACUUCUACAAGUUAGAAAAUAUCCAGAAAAAAUUGUGAAUAAAUCAGAGGAGAAAUGGACAUUACCCAGAUGUCAGGCUUGAAGCUUCAUAAAGUCACUGAAGAGAAUUUGGAAAACAAGGUUCUUCUUGGAAUCUUCCUAAUGUUUCAGGCAUAACUGUUCACCUCAUG
Gorilla gorilla gorilla (western lowland gorilla) is the source of this 657-nucleotide messenger RNA. RefSeq names its product collagen alpha-1(XI) chain-like. NCBI's taxonomy places the organism in Eukaryota, Metazoa, Chordata, Mammalia, Primates, Hominidae. The record is from RefSeq and is a predicted model, not a curated record. The coding region runs from base 1 to 525 and encodes 174 amino acids. The transcript is spliced from 4 exons.